Durusdinium trenchii is the source of this 1211-nucleotide messenger RNA. Lineage: Eukaryota; Dinophyceae; Suessiales; Symbiodiniaceae. The record is from the annotation of a GenBank genome assembly.
AAGUCUUCCUGCUGAAGUUCGGGUGCCAUCUUCAGUUUCCAGCUGAUCACUGGGCGACAGCCCGUGGCUGCGCCGACCCGCAUGGUGAGCCCCGUCGGGCCAAACGUGCGCCGCACACCAUUUUCGCUUGAGUGUCGCCUCCGAAAAUGCCAAUGCCAAAUCAGCAAGGACAACCACAACUCGACAAAUGCAACAUGAGCCACCACCUCCCCUGAUUUGCUCCUUGUUUUCUUUGUUUGGCAUGGAUCGAAGCAUUGCUCACGUCGAAAUUGUUGGAUGAUGGAUUUGGCUGGAUCUUGUGACCUUUGCAAAAGCCAAUGAUGAAGCCGUUGCUUGAAGAUAUUGCUGGGAAUACUGAUGUUGGUGAUGAAUGCUUCAGAAGCGCCAAAAUUGUGGGGUCAGCGACGGGGAUGCGCAAAGGUGUUUGUGAAUGCAGCGCUCACAAGAAAUUUUGCUCAUGGGUUGCAUGUCCUUGUGAUGCCACUUGCUUUGGGGUAGGUUUACCCUGGUUUUGUGAUGAGGCGGUGAUGCCAUGCUGGGGUGCUUCAGGUCCGGAUGCGGUGGCCGCUUUAGCAGGGCAAAUGUUUCCUGUCUUGGGUGGUGACUUCACCUACGCUGGCGAUUUGGGCUUUAUCCUUGGUGCUCUUGUGACUUUGAAACUGGUGCAUGGGCUGCUAAUGCUACGUGCAUAUCAUGGCUGCUGCAAUUGCAGGCGCCUGUGUGCCUUUGCCAGUAGAAGCUCUGCAGAGGAUAUGAUGAGUCCUGAUACUCGACGACAUCGACGUGUUCCCUAGUAGCGUCCUUGCUCCUAGUAGUGAUGCCAGGAGCCCCUAGUAGCGUUCUUGUUACUACUAGUAAGGCACUUGUUACUAGAAGCGAUGCCCUUUGCUCCUAGAAUUCAAAUCUUCUCUCUCGACCUUCCACCGCUACAGCGGUGAAGGUGAGGCGUUUUGACAGCCCCGUUCGCCAGCUUUGCUUGCCUUCAUGCUGCCAAGAGGGCGAAGGGACCCGAAGUGAACAACUGAGGGGAACUGUACAGAAAAAUUCGAGCAUGCAACAUCGAACGUCGGGCGGCUGACGUUCGUUCUCCGCUGAUACCACCUCGGCCACAACGGUUGGCCGAAGUGUUUUUUUCCCUCUUGCGGCAGUUGCACCUGCCUCCCUAAUGGGAGGUAUCGGUGUGAGUGCGACUCCCCGUGCACCAAAAAGAA